GGGUCAGGCGGCGCGCGUCCAUCUUGUUUCGUCACUUUUUCGCUCGGAAGGUAUAUACUGUUAGUUUACCGGAAGAUUUCCCGUGAUCGUGGGUGAGUCACCAACUGCUACCUUUUAGGUGAGCUACUCUUCUCGUAAUCUUUUGAGAUCAGUCAUCUGUGCCAUAUCUUAGAUUGGCCUGACCUACCUUGUGACCUGUCUCUCAAACUUAUAAACGUCAAGGGUGCGAACCUAUCAUUGGUUCGUUUGAAGGCGUAACGCCGAUCGUGAGGUGAAUCGAUAUUUACCAAGGGGACACUCGCCGACGAAGAAAGACAGAACGGCAGAAGGCCAGAGAGGCAGCAGCUGUUCCUCCAGCACCAGGUGACUUCUUUGAUCUUACCAAACAAUGCCACCAAACGCUGAAAUGAGGCGGUUCAGUCCGAAGCCCUUAUUUGGGGGCUCGGUCUGUCAAUACGCCUGGGGGGACCGUCGAUAAUCUGUGAGGCAGAUGUGCAUGCAACGUGCAGCAGACGCCUUACGAGAAAAGAAGCACGCGCACGUGCACGUCGUUGACGGAAGGAAAGAAAGAGAUGAAGAAGGUAUCGAGCAGCUAGGACAGUACAACGACCAGCCGGCGUCCUGGGAGACAAGUCCCUUAAUCCACCGCGUGGAGCUGAGAGAAUAUCGACCUCCGUCUCUCCUUAUCUGUCUUUCAGUUGGCGGCACGCAGUUUCUCUCGGGCUCGUCGAGUGAACCACUCACUACCGGCGCGGUUUCCACUGGCUCUCUCUCUUUCUCUUUCGGGGAAGCCACGCGGACUCCAACGAGACUCUGCGGCGGAGGCUAAGCGACUGAGUCACUAGACGGAGGGAGGGGUUGGGGGGUAGGAAAAAACCCUCACUAGCAGUAGAGUUCGGCUACGAAGGUGGAGUUCAUGUAGCUGGAUGGUUUCGACAUUUUGAACGAGGGAAGCUAUGUGCAAGGACGUGGGGCCGCUGUCUAACCCUGGACGGACACUCGACACGUUGAAUUUAUAAGCAUCAUCAUCAGCAGCAGCAGCAGCAGCAACAGCCUCGAAUACCAGCGUUGACGGCACUACGUUCUUUGGACGCCGAGGGCUUACACCUUCGCGUUACACACGUGCGUUGUGCAGUGUCUUGCUGUGCAAUACGGUGGUUGGCGUGCCUGAAGUCACAAGUGGUGUUGUGUCCUGACGGAUGCUACAUUGUGCGCCACUGUUUACAACUGCAUCAGCCUUUGAAGAGGCACACGCCAUGGCUGGGAGGAUAUGACAGAGAUGGAGAUGCAGACUGCCAUGGCCAUGCACCGAACUCCUUCCUACUUCGUCUGGCCCAACCGCAAACAUGCAUCUUCAAGCCCUCGCCAUUCUACUCCACGUAGCCGAAAGCAAGGUAUGACCACCAACUCAAACAUGAACGCCAGGUCCUCCCCAGGACUGCAGGAUGUCAGCACAGAUGGGAUAUCUAGCAGGGAUGGAGGGGGAGAUGAUUCUGGUCCAUCACCAAGCAAAAUGCGCAGUCCACAUCCCAGAUCAUCAGGUGUGGGAGCGACUGAUACUCAGUCUGUGGAUACCAGACUAUCAGGUGUGUCUGGAGAAUCGGACUCGCAUACGCAGUCAGCUGUGUCCAUCAGUCCUAAACAUAAAGAUCCUGAUCGCAUCAAAAAGGACCGAGAGCGUGAAGAGCGGGUGCGGCUUGCCCGCGAGCGGCUGGAAGAAGAGCGCAAGAAGAAGCUGGUGGAACUGCAGGAGCAGCAGCGGCAGGCGCAGGAAAACCGAGAGAAACAACUGGAGAUGCGUCGCCAAAAGAUUGAGGACUUGAGACGCCGCGACAUAGAACGUCGAGCUGCUGUGGAGGAGCGUAGGAGGGCCAAGGAAGAUGCCGACAGAAGUCGACGAGAGACACUACUCAUUAAGGCCGAGGAACGUGUGGCUCGGUACGAGCAGUGGAGGAGAACUGGCCAGAAAGGUGGGCGUAGUCACUGUCUGGGCUUUGGCAGUGCCACGCCUCGUGCAGUCUGCCAGCCAAUGGAGCGCCCAAGGCGAUCCUCGUCCCAUAGUGCCCUCAUGCGCCGCUCCCCAAAUGGGUCGGACUCGGAUUACUCCUUCCGCCCUCAGCGGCGAGCGCUUUCUGCUUGCAGCACUAUCCGCCGCCACUGUUGUGUUGACAUUAACAGGAUGGGGUCAAUGCCUACUCCAAAACAUCUCUCCGUUUCUACCAGUGUGCUUUAUCACAAAAGAAACACAGACUUCUCUUCUGCUGGAAUGCUAAAUAUCAGCAGCCGUCCUGAAUCGCUUGUUGCUCUCAACACAAUUCCCGAAGGCCGUAGGUCUUUUCUAGCAGCCAUGGGACAGCUGCCCUCCCGGCCUAAGAGUGUCAUGACGCUGAGUGGAUCAUCCACGGGAUCUGCAUCAUCUGUUGUGCCCGGAGGAGGAGUGAGGUUGCGAGAAACAAAAACUCCUCGGAAACCACGGCCAGCAUCAGUUGCAACAUCUAUGCCUAGUUUUGUGGCAUUUGAACCAGCACGACCUUCACCACGGAGCAAAAGUUCCGACAGGCUGGCCAGAGAGCGGUCAAAGACAAGAGUGAAAAGUGCACGACAGAGUGCAGAGAAAGAGGAUGAAAAGGUUGAGGAAGGCAAAGAGAUGGUCAAAACAGUUGUUAAAACAAGUCGUGGCACAAUAGAUCGCCUUUCCACUCCAAAACAGAGUCCUUCUGCACAAGGCAAAGAAACUGCAACAGCUAAACGUGAAUCUCCUGUUAGGAUUUCUCCCAGGAAAGCAUUUUCCACCUCAAAUCUUACUGUACCUCGGAAGAAGCCAUCCAUCAAGGAAAGGCCUACCAAAGAAGCUUCUGGAAAGCCAAAACAUCCAACACCUGCAGCUGUUGCAGCAGCAGCACUGGAGGAUGCAUCCCCCCCUGCACCUGUUGUAGCUUCUACUUCUGCUGCUACUGCCACACCAACAUCAGCUUCCGCCACUCGCACACCUACUCGCGUGCAGUCCCCUGUCCUUGCAGCAGAUGAAGAUGGUGGGUCCGGACGCCCUCUCCAGACUGCCACACCUGGCUCAGCAGGUGAGAUUACAGCUGAGGAAUACAAAGCAAAGCUAGCAGAGAAGAGGAGGCAGGCAAGAGAGAAGGCAGAAAGGGAGGCUGAGGAAGAGAGGAGGAGGCAAGAGGAGAUUCAGCGACAAGAGGAAGAGAGGAGAAGGCAAGAAGAGGAAGACCAGAGGCGGCUAGAGGAAGAAGCGUUGAGGCUUGCUGAGGAAGGAAGGAAAGCAGAGGAGGAACGUCUGAGGAAAGCCAUUGAGGCUGAGGAACAAAGGAGGGCAGAGGAAGCUGCUCGUCUGGAGCAGGAACGUCUGGCUAAAGAAGAAUCAGAAAGAAAAGCGAAAGAAGAGGCUGAACGAUUGGAACAAGAAAAAUUGGAGAAAUCCCGCAGAGACGAGGAGGAACGACUCGAACGAAAGAAGAGGUUGGAGAUGAUCAUGAAGAGGGUCAAGACUGAUGCACCUGUUGAAGGGACAAAGGAAACUCCUAUAAAGACAGUUACUGGCUCCCCUACAAAGAACAUGAGUUCCAACUCCAGUGAUUCUUCUCCAACAGAGCCAGAGAGUAAGGGAAUGCCUGAAGCUUCCCCUGCACCUAGUGUAAAACAGGAUGAAGCUGAACCAAGAUCUGAAAACAUAGAAUCUGAAGAGAGCCAGCCAUUAGUAAGUGCCUCACUGCCUGAGGAACAUACACAAGCUCCUCACACCAAGGAACCUGAUUCUGCCACAGUCUCAUUUAUAGAAGAGGAAAAGGCAGAACCUUCUGUGUUAGCUCAGAACAGUAUGAUGUUCUCUGCUAUGUACUCCCCAGUAGCUGCAUCAGUUGAGGCGGACAAUGGGGUGAGAAACCCAAGUUUAAAUCUCCUCUUUUGCAAAAGCUGGUGGAAGGUAAGGAAGAUGCUGGAGUCGGACAGGCGAGUGGCGGAACUCGAUUCAAGUCUCCUUUACUGCAAAACCUGCUGGGCAAGACAAAAGUCGGAGCGAGAAUAGGGAUUGACCGACAGGACCACUCGGUAAGCACACCAGACCUCAGUAGUCUUGAUCGCAGCGGUGCCAGUGGUGAGGCACGAGGGAGAGGCUUGCAGCCUGCUUCAGAUGCUAUGUCUGCUAGCAUGGUAGAGGUGGGCGGUGGGGAUGCCUCCAGUCGCAAAGAAGUCAUGAACAAUAGUGAGGAGAAAGACGUAGACACUAGUGAGGAUUCAUCAUCUUCCUCUCACUCCUCACCCAGCCAUUCCUCCAGUAAAUCAGCUAGAAUGGUGGCCAAUGGUGAUGGACUGGAGACCUCCCCUCCUUUAAAGACUGUGAGCUUUGUAGAGCCCAUUCAGCAGACGCCUGCCAAUGGCAACGAAGAAGCAAUGGAUGUUUCAGGAAUCGUGGAUGCCUCAGCCCAUGUUGACAUGGCGUCUAGUGGGGCCUCCUUUUGGAGCGAGCAAGACAGUGGGGCUAGCUUUGGGUCAGAUAGUAUUCGCCCAGGAGCCUCUGCCAGCCCACUCCAGCUUUCGUUGAAUGGACAUGGGCUUGUGCCCCACUCGCGUUUGGAGCACUCUGGCCUUGAGGACUCAAGCAUUAGCAUGCGCUCUGUAGAGAGUGGGACCACCUCGAUUACUGACAGUGCUACAGGCAGCAUCUUCUCUAGUGUCUCCAGUCUGCAGCAGAGUCAGGUGCAACUCUCAGUGGGUGGUGACAGAGACUUUGAAGAACUCAUUGACCUCACCAUUAGCAAGAAGUCUGCCACUUCUGAUGCUUCUGAUGACCUAAUCAACUACAACAAGUUUGAGGAUGGGUCAGAAAAAACAAGGCACUGUUCCACCACCUAUAAUUGCAUUUGAAGAACCAGCCACAGCAAUACGGUGUCAAGAUGUUAAAGAUCUCCUCUCUUGACAGCAUUCUGCAUAGCCUCCACCUGCAGGAGGGACCUGUACGCUAUGGUUGAGACAUUACUGGCCACAUUCGUCUGCUCCUCCUGAGGAAUUUUUCUACGCAAUCUAGGGCCCAUUUAUUUGCCAGGACAGAAGCUGUUUGUCUGCCAUGGCUGUGCGUGACAGAGAGGCCACAAGUGUUGGCAAUAAUGGUGAUGACCGGUCAGCCCAGGAAGACAGUUGCAGUGAUAGAUUGAUUAUGAUUUCUAGCAGGAAGGGGUUUGGCAGCUUCUCACCAUGGUUGCAUGGUUCAAGUGACAAUGACAGCGAGGCUGGCAGAAAGGAGAUCAUUUUAGCACUUGACAGUCCAUCAAAUGAAGCAUGCCACAGAAGCAGGGACGUUGUUGAGCUUGAGAUGCCAGCAGCUAGCUUUCUUGAGCAAGAUCUGUGGGAGCAAGCAGAAAAGGAUAAUGCUUGCCAAACAUCCACAGGUCAUAAAAGUGCUAGAGGAUUUUGGUAUCGCUAACGUAAAACCAGCAACAGAUGUCAUGGAAGAGCAGCUUUGGCAGGUUGUGCUAAGAGAGAUCACGUUUCAUGAGGCAUCUGAUCUAGUCUAGUCUCACUUAGCAGCAUUCUGAGCGCUCUGCCAGAGGGAAUGGUAUUUGUCCUACAAAGACAUUCCUAGAAGUCCAUUAUGGUACUAUUUGGUCAGUGAUUUUUGCUAAUUGUUGAUUGCAGUGAUGUGUGGGGGUAAAAAGUGGUGACGGUCUUGCUUGUGUGACCUGCUGCUAAUGCUCUCAGUUCAGUUCCUUGACCUGUAAUGGGUCUUUGGGGGCACUGAACAAAUGCUCAUGCUAUAGGUGUGCAUAUACAGAUGAAACAAGGGAGAUAAUAGUUAUUUAUACAUUACUAGGUCUGUCGCAAAAGGAGGAAAUGCUUUCAACAUUUAUUACAAAUAAUUUGAAGAAGAGAGCUUGUGAAUCUAUAGACGAUAAAACAAGAAAACUAGAAUUUAUUUUUUUGUGGAUGGAUGGGGGGAAUAGGCAAUGCCAUAUAGUGUUUUUAUUUAAAUUAAAAACUGAAUCCAACCUAAAUGGCAUAAUAAAUCUAGGUACUGAUUGCUCAGCCUAUGAUCUUGCUCAUAUGAAUUAGCUGUCAAAUGAUAUCUUUUUGUCACUGACAUUAACAGUUCGAGAGAUAUACCUAGACGAUGUCAAUGGCAUUGUGGUUGUGAAAGCCAUCUUGGGUUUGCCAAGCUCUAAAAAGGCAGACAUCUUUGUGGAUUUUAUCCAAACAGGGCUUUGGGUAGGGGAGUAGACCUGAAUCACAAGACUCUGGCAGAAAAGUUGCAGGUGGAGUAGAGGGUGGGUAACUUACAUGUACACUUUUCUUUGUUUUGACAGUUGUGACAUGAGCUUUAACCAUAUUCAUAGAAAAGUUAGCAAGCAUGGAAGGUGUGCAUAUGCAGUGUUGAAAACUUUUACUAAGUUUGUGUAAAUGCCAGCAUUGUCACUUGGCACAUUUCUGUUAGAUUCUCCUCACUCCUGUCUUUGAUUGGAAUGUAAUUUCAAAUGAACGACUGUGCCACCAAUCACAUUUGUUUCUUAAAAGCACAUGCACAUGAGGGAAAAGGGGUGAUGGCAGGAACAGAAGGUGUUUGUACACAUGAUCUUUAAGUUACAAAAGCUAGGGAUUUUUUGUGGGUCUUAAAGAUUGGGCAUGCAAAGAUUAGGUUAUGAUAGAGUCCCCUGGACUUACCAGUCACUUGUAAUGAAGUGUGAAUGUGUGUGAUACAAAGGUUAAGAACAUUUGCAUGUUGUGGGGUCCCCCUCCCCCUUUUUUUAAGUGAGAAUUUUACGUACAUUGAAAUUCCUACAAAUAAAAAAACAUUUUCAGCAAACAAAAUGAGGAAAUCUGUUGAAAUAUUAAUCUAGCACACUUGCUUAGACCUAUGAACAAUUUGUAUGACUGCUACACUGGUAUUUAAUUUGUAAACUUCCAGAUUCAAGCUGACAUUUCACUUGUCCUGUUCAGACACAGUAAACUUGCGGAAUAGGCAUUGCCAAAGUCACUCUUUUAGAAGGUGUACAGUGCUAAUGUAGUACCAGCUAGCUGCUUAACACUAGUCAGGUUCAGUUGUUUGCAAUACUUGAUAAUGUUCCUGCCAUUACAUGUUCAGAUAUAUUGUUUCUUCUGUGAUGGCAUUGUCUCUUCUCCUUUAUGAUGACAUGCUUCUUUACAGCCCUCUUUUGGGAAAAGAAAUAAGACUGCCCACUCCUUAUUACUCACUUUUGCUAGGUUUAUUUUUUGGUCUCUGUUGAAUUGAUGAAAGAGGGAAGUGGUUAGAGCAAACCUUGCACUUCAUGCAGAUUAAUUCAAGGUAGAGCAGUAAAUGAUACCAGGAUUCAGUCCUUAAUAGAUCAUGCAGCUGGGUAACCACAACAUUGUUUGCCAAUUUAUCUCCUGGAGAAAUGUCAGUGUUGCUUAACAUAUAUUUAGACAUCAAAAGCUGCAUUUUUACUUCUUUUUUUUUUUUUUUUUUUUUUUUUUUUUGAGAUUUUUUAAAAAAUACUUUAGGCUAAUUGUGACAAGGCUGUGCAUCUGAGUGUAGCAAAGGGUAUAUGUUCUGUAAGCCUAAAAUGUGAAAGAUGCUAAUUUAUUAUUCCACGUGGAUUUUUUCAUGUUUGGAUGGACAGCUCCAUAUCUCAUAACAACAGUUAUUGAUGUGAUCUUUAAUUAAUGUAUGACUAUCAUAAUGUGAUUACUUGGCUUUUUUUUCCCCCUACUUUAAGCAUCGUUGCUUUCGACCAGCUGGUGGCUAGCUGGGCUUGUGAGAAAGAAAAGCUGACAGUGUUGAAUACCAUCUGCAUCAUGGAGAUGUUUUACAAUCUUUGCCUUGAUACCAGUGUAACCUGUUGCAAAUGCACACAGAUUUCUUCAUGUUGUUUAAAACAUUUAUAACAUUUUGCAAUUUUUCACUGGCUUUCCAUGAUCAAUACAUGCCCUAUCAAACAUUUUAACAGAACAAUGAAAUUGAGCUGUUUUGUCUGCUUUUUCAAAAUUGAUCUUGUAGAAAUGGAUGUUUCGGUCAAGGUGGUUUUUGGUCUUGUCUUGGACUGUACUAAUAGAAGCCAUUCUUGGAGAGGAAAUACUGUCAAUAUUUAUUCCUCAAAGUAAUAAACGCUUUUUUCACAUUCAAACUGUAUAAUUGUGUGAAUGAGGUGAUAAAUGUUUGACCACUAAAAUUUAAAGUUCAUCAGGAGUAUUUUGCUCAAUUGUGUUUAUUUUUCAAUUUAGAAACUAUGCAUGCAGAGUGGAAGUUUGCUUGGAAUGGGUUAUUCUCAUUGCUGUCUCAGUAAUAGAAUGUUAAUUUCGAGAGUGCUGUUGAGUUUUAUUGUCAAAAUGUGUUCUUGUAACAGAGAAACAUCUAAAAGUAUGCAUCUUUGAUUCAUAAUGAGCUUUUGACCUGUACGGCUAAACUUUAUAAGAAGAAAUAGGGAUAUGAUUGUCAUUUUGUAGUUAAUCCUGCAAGAAGUGGCACAGAAUUAGGGCAGGAUUCUGAGAGAUGGGGAGAAAACCAGCUUUUUGCAACUGUUCUUUGCUUGGAUUGCCUUUGGCAUGCAAAAAUUGUAACUCUGUUACAAUGUUUCAUCACAGUGACUCAGAAUUUAAAUCAAAAGAAAGGCUGUGGAUGUUGAACUAACAGUACACGAAUAACAGCAGUCCCGCAGGGUGGUGAAGUAUAUGCAAAAAAGAAAUACAUUUCUUUAUAAUUUUAGGAUUUUCCCAGGAGUCACAUUAAUCCCACUAAGGUAAGAAGUCUUUGACAAUUUUUUUUUACAUAAUUCAGUUUUUGAUAUUUGUGACUAAUCUUAGGUGGCAACAAUUUUUCUGCUUUUUUCAACUUUUACUAGUAAUUGGAACACAAUAUAUACAAGGUAUAUUUCUGGUAUUAUAAUCAUGUGUAGUUUAUGCAGGAGUAAAUAUUUAUAUUCAUGGUAUUUAUAUGCAGAAAUGCACCAGCUUAAAUGCCAGUUAACAGAGGUUUACUUACUUAUACACUCUUUCAAUCAGCAAGUUUAUAGAGCGCCUUUCUCCAGCACCAACCAGACUCGAAGUGCUUUGCGUGCAUAGAGGCACACAAGCACACACUAUUUUUAAAGGGUAGGCAUUAAAUUCGCCUUCAUUUAAAAUGUGCAUGCACUCAGCACAUAAAGAUGCACACAUACAAAUACAAAGAAGUAUGCGCAAUGAGCAUUCUUCGGAAUGGAUACCUGCGCAUUACAAAUCGACUUAUUAUUAUUAUUAAUUAUGCCAGCACUUUUCCUUAAAUGUAUGUUAAAGCUUUAAGUUAUAAACUGAAGUACCUACCCUAGAUUCAUCAACAUAAAAUGGAUGCUUGCACAUUGAUAGAAUAAGAAGAGAGUGUGUGCAUGCACGCAAAAAUGAUUCGUUGAUUUGACCAAGGCUGCAGAUGUGUGUUUGUAAACAUCCAUAUCUUCGCAAGUAUGACCACAAUGAAAACUCAGAAGAUACAGAUUUAUGCCUUUUUUUGCCAUUUCAUGAGAAUAUGUAUUACUGCCUACAUAACAGAGCAUCUCUCAUCAAGAUAUAUAAACUCUGGUGGUCAGCAGACAACACUUUUCCUCCACCAGUUCCAAUUGCCAUGUUUCCAAACUAAAUCAGUGGUGUACAUAUACCAUGUUACAGUCAAAAGAGAAAACUAGUGAAGUAGUGUAUGUGGUUGAAACUAUUUGUAACAGUGUCAGGAGUAUAGGAUAUAGGAUGGUCUUCAACAUACUUUAACAACCAUUUUAAAUUGUGAUAAGAGUGGAAGAAAAUUUUGUUUAUUAUCAUUAGGUCCAUAGAUGCAAAGUAGCUUGGCUUUGACACCUCUUACAGUUAUUUUAAUAACACAAUGCAACCGUUUAUCAAGAGCAGUGUGGUAGGUGAGCUAGCCUAUGGAAUGCUGCCUUCUUUGGUUGUGUAGAAAUUUACAUUCAGCUUCUACUUGUUAAACUUUGUGCAUCAUAACCUCUGAUGCCAAGUACAAGCGAAUAAAAUGUCUUCUUUCAUU
This is a messenger RNA of Pomacea canaliculata, 9988 nucleotides long. Its product is annotated as ensconsin-like. The transcript has 15 exons. The record is from RefSeq and is a predicted model, not a curated record. Gene Ontology annotation, cellular component: microtubule cytoskeleton. The coding region runs from base 1271 to 4042 and encodes 923 amino acids. Gene Ontology annotation, biological process: microtubule cytoskeleton organization. Lineage: Eukaryota; Metazoa; Mollusca; Gastropoda; Architaenioglossa; Ampullariidae.